AUGGCCUGGCCAGUGGCCAUAUUCAAAACUAAGCGCUGGAACAAAAUAAAGGAAGUGGGCAUGCCCUAUUCGCAAGUGCCAGCCUUUGGUAACACAAACUUUGUUGAUCAAAAUAAUGAUUACGAGGAAACGGAAGAUGUACGUGAAAAUACUAGCCACUGGACGUGGGUUGAAGAUAAGCUUUUAAUAAGUGCAUGGUUGAAUGUGUUAAUUGAUCCACUAAUCGGUACUGAACAAAAAGCCGAAGCAUUUUGGGACAGAAUUAAGCAAUAUUGUGAAGAGGACAAUCCCGACGUCAUCGAAAGAGGAGUUGUUGCUAUGAGAAAACGGUGGCAACGAAUAAAUGAAGGUGCUCAGAAAUUUGGGACAUGUUAUGAUGAGGCACAACGAAUGAUUAGGAGUGGUUCAAACUUAGAUAACAUAAUUGAGAAAGCUCAUGAACUCCAUUUGGCUCAACACAAGAAAACAACGAAUUUUGAUAAUCAUUGGCGUAAGCUUCGUAGACAUCCCAAGUGA
Molecule: messenger RNA, 516 nt
Organism: Daucus carota subsp. sativus
Lineage: Eukaryota; Viridiplantae; Streptophyta; Magnoliopsida; Apiales; Apiaceae
Product: glutathione S-transferase T3-like
Exons: 2
Coding region: 1-516 (171 amino acids)
Source: RefSeq, a predicted model, not a curated record